Haemorhous mexicanus (house finch) is the source of this 1252-nucleotide messenger RNA. RefSeq names its product armadillo repeat-containing protein 5-like. NCBI's taxonomy places the organism in Eukaryota, Metazoa, Chordata, Aves, Passeriformes, Fringillidae. Gene Ontology annotation, cellular component: cytosol. Gene Ontology annotation, biological process: anatomical structure morphogenesis. The transcript has 5 exons. Bases 188 to 1252 code for a protein of 354 amino acids. The record is from RefSeq and is a predicted model, not a curated record. Gene Ontology annotation, molecular function: protein binding.
ACCCCUCGCGCGUUGCGUCCCUCCCCCUCUCCCUUCCCCCGCUCUCUCUGUGCCCCCUCCCCGCCGUUCCCUCCUCCCCGCUCUCCCUUUCCGCCCGUUCCGCCCCUCACCGUUCCCCUCUCCCCCCUCGCCCCGCUCUAUUUUUUUUCCCCGUUUUCCUCCGUUUUUCCCCCAUUUCUCCCCCACCAUGUCCGAGUCCCUGGGCUGGUGCGUGGAGGCCGUGCGGGCCGCGGCCGAGCCGUCGCUGUCGCGGGCGCUGCUGGCGCUGCGCGCCCGGCACACGCGGCGGGCCGGGGGCCCCGCGCGGUUCCGGGAGCGAGGGGGGCUCGGGCCGCUGCUAGAGCUGGUGGGGCCCGAGAGGCCCCGGAGGGUGCUGGAGCUGGCACUAAGCGUGCUCGGGAACUGCUGCACCGAGCCCGGCUGCCGGCGGCAGGCCAGGAGCCUCGGAGGGGUGCCGCGGCUGGUGUCGCUGCUGGCGCUGCCCGCCGCCCCCGAGAGCGUGUGGAACCGCGUGGCCCGCACUUUGGCCAACCUGGCCCUGGAGCCCGAGGGCGCCCGCGCUGUGCUGGACGCCGGUGCCGCUCCCCUCCUGAUCUCCCUCACCUCCACCUGCACCACCCCCGGCUGCCUGCUGAGCGCCGCCCGCGCCCUCCGCAUCCUCGGCACCCCCCAGACCCCCCAGACCCCCCCCAAAUCCCCUCCCCAGGACCCCCCUCUCCCCUCCCCCAGCCGCGCCCUCGCCGUCUCCGCUCUCUCCGCCCGCCUGGCCGCGCUCGGCCCCGCCGACCCCUGCUGCCCGCCGCUGGCCCGGGCGCUCCGGGGGCUUCUCCUCGCCCCCUGCCCCCCCUCCGUGGCCGAGGCCGCGACCCCCGCCCUGGGCGCGCUGGCCGCUCUGGCCGCCCGGCCCGCCCUGGACCCCCGGGGGUCGGCGCUGGCCGCGCUGGCCGCGCUGGGGACGCGGGGCUGGCUGCGACCCGCGCUGGGGGCGGCCGGGGCCGUGGAGGCUGCGGUGGCCGCCGUGAGGAGGGGGCUUUCCCAAUUUGAGUCUGGGGUCCGCGCGCUGUGCCUGCUGUGCCGCGAGGCGGUGAACCGGGCGCGGCUGCGGCGCGCGGGGGGUCUGGGGGCUCUGCUGGGGGUCCUGCGGGACCCCCGGGCGCGGCGCUGGCACCGCCCGGUGCUGCUGGCGCUCAGCGCCUUCGCCUGGGACCCCCCGGCCCUGCGCGCCCUCGAGAAGAUUUUAGGGGUUAUUUAA